Molecule: messenger RNA, 3063 nt
Organism: Athene cunicularia (burrowing owl)
Lineage: Eukaryota; Metazoa; Chordata; Aves; Strigiformes; Strigidae
Gene: POPDC2
Product: popeye domain containing 2
Exons: 4
Coding region: 1468-2583 (371 amino acids)
Cellular component (GO): sarcolemma
Molecular function (GO): cAMP binding
Source: RefSeq, a predicted model, not a curated record
GCUACUAUUAAUACAAGAGGCAACUAGUUGUGUCUUUAAGUGCAUGGUGCCAACGGGAAAGGCAUGUCAGGCAGGGCAGCUGCAAGCUCGGCCUGAAACAUGAGCACUCUUGAAACUCUACCUCUACUCCACUGACCCAGGCAGGCUGACUUCAGACUCUCAUCCGACCAUGCGGGUUGCGUCAAUGCCUGAAAUGCAACAGCUCCCUGGCAGCGGGGCAGAUCCUGCCACUGUGUUACUUGAAGCAGGGGAGAAAUUGCAUUUAUGCAUCUUUUUGGUAGCUGACUGCGGAAGACUGAACUCAACAGAUCCCUCUCGUGCCUGUGUCCUGGGUUACCCCAGUGGAAAGUGUUUGCAUUCCUCUGCAUGCUAAAUGAAGGUCUGGGGGGUUCCAAAUAGCUAUAAAAAGCACAAAAAUGUGAGAUGACGUUUCCCAAGGACGCCUCCCAACAGAGCCCAUUGGGGUGGGAGAAUCCUCCCUGAACUAGGAUUUCCGUGCACAGCACACUUCCAAGUGUUGCACUCCCAAAGUUUUAGGCAGGAUAGUGUACCCUUUGUGACAUAUGAAGCUGAAUCCUAGUGCCUCGUUUAGCUUUAUCCCUUCUCAUCACCACUAUCUGCCUGUGCAGAGCUUUACCUCGUGCCCCUUGGUCUGAAAUGCCCCACGGGUUGGAGCUCCCUGGAGCCAGGGGAGGCUGUGCUGCAGGGCCUGGAAAGCAUUUCUCGAGAACCAGCCUCUCUUCUUUUGCCAAGUCCCUGCCACUGCUACAGGCCACAGUGGGAGAAGGGGGUGACCUUUUUCCUUUUUUGUGCUGGGUGAAAGUCACUCUUGCAGGAGCGCAGAGCGGUGCAGAGCCCCACGCGAGGCUGCAGCUCACCGUGAUAAGCUGGUUGUUUUCCCUUCUCCUAUCCCCUCCUUGCGCUGUGCCGGGCUUAUCUGGGCGCCUGAGUUAUGUUAAGUAGCGGGUGCGUGCUUGCUCUCUGUUCUCCUCGCUGCUUUUGCUCCUUGGAUUUCAAUUCCAAACAUGGUUAUCCAUUUGGGGUCUCUCUCCUUUCCGCUGCCAAGUGAUACACAUUCCACACUCGGCACCAGCUCCCUCCACUGCUCGCUCUCUCUUUCCAUUUGCCGGAGGGCAGGCGAGAGAGGCAGCGCAGCGAGAUCUCUGUCCUGCCUGCGAGUUUUACGGCUAAUGGCCUCUACUCUUUCUUUGACUGUGCUCUUUUGGCCUCUUGUUUGCCAGCUCCUUUUCUCACCGGUGUGGCUAAGGAGAGAGACAGCUGCUGGUUUGUGAGCCACAAAGAGGAGAAAAGAGCACUUUUGGGAUUUUUUGGGUGCAAAAACGUUCGGCAGCGCUUUAACAUGUCACUCUGAAGCGCGCUGCUGUGGGACCUGCCGACGCUCAAGAGGAGGAGGAGGAACAGCUACCCAGCAGCUCUGGUUUCAGACCUCUGCAGCACCCUUUGUGUAUGACAAUUCCUUCUGAGCACAGGAAGGCCAGGGAGGGUGGGGAGUGGGGAAGGAUGAGCGCAAGCAGCCUCUCUUGGGACCAGGCUGUUCUCCAGCCUCCAGUGUGUGAUGCCUGGAAGGAGGUUAUGGAGGGAGCAGCCUACCACCUGGCCAGCUGCAUCGUCCUCCUGGGUUACAUGGGGGGAAGCGGCAUCUUCGGGUCCCUCUAUAUCUUUGGCCUCCUGGCCCCAGGCUACUUCUGCUAUGCCCUGUGGGGCUGGCUGAGCGCCUGUGGGCUGGAUAUCUUCAUCUGGAACAUGCUGCUCGUCCUUGCCUGCUUGCUUCAGCUGGCUCACCUGGUUUACCGGCUCCGCAGAGACACCAUCCCAGAAGAGUUUGACCUCCUCUACAAGACCAUGUACCUGCCCUUGCAGGUGCCCCUGGACGUCUACAAAGAAAUCGUGAAGUGCUGUGAAGAGCAAGUGCAGUCACUAGUCAGAGACCAGAAUUACGCGGUGGAGGGCAAGACGCCCAUUGACCGCCUCUCGUUGCUGCUGUCUGGCAGGGUCCGGGUGAGCCAGGAUGGACAAUUCCUUCACUACGUCUUUCCGUUCCAGUUCCUGGACUCUCCAGAAUGGGAGUCGCUGCGACCCUCUGAGGAAGGAACUUUCCAGGUCACGCUGACAGCUGAGACUGACUGCAGCUUCAUCACCUGGCCGAGGAAGAAGCUCUAUCUCCUCCUGAGGAAGGACCGCUACAUUGCCCGGCUCUUCUCCUCCCACCUGGGCUACGACAUCUCAGAGAAGCUUUACUCCCUCAAUGAGAAGCUCUUCGCCAAGUUUGGCCUUCGCUUUGACAUUCGCUUGCCCAGUCUCUACCACGUCCUCGGGCCACCCUCCUCUGAGGGGGAGCCGGAGGACUGUGAGGAGCUGCCGCUGCCUGCCUCUGGCCAGGCUGAUGCCUCUGAGCCCCCUCCACAGCCACCACCGCCACCACCGCCAGCUCCGCGCCCCCGAGCAUCCCGGCCCGACAGUGACCUGCUGGGUGAGGACUCCACCAGUCUUGUCUUGGAAGAUUUUGCUGAGUUGCCGGGGUCUUUUAUGGACUAUGUGAGCGAAGGGGAGUAUAUGAAGUGAGGGCACUCCUGGCAUAGGCACGCCUCACCCUGUGUGGGACCCCUGCCCUCUGGAAACCUUCUCCGGAGUUCUCCCCACACUCCCUGCAAAGGACGAGCCCCUCUGGCUCCCACUCAGACCCCUGAACUCUAGGGAACAACAGGCCAUUUUAAUCCCAAAGCCCUUCCAGGGGACCGUAUGCUCACCCAAGUUUCUGACCAGAGAAACACUCUUUAGCACGCACUGAGACAUCUGCCUGCAGACAAGUACACUCAGGAGCACGUGAAACACAUGUGUGAGACUGCGGUGUGACACUCCAGCACCUCCCACCCAAUGGCUGUUCACCAGAGCUGCCUGCCCCAGUGUGCUCCCAUGGUUUGUUUUCUAGUCCUGCCUCUCUGAGGUGUGUCGGCAGCUCUGAUACCAAGGUACACCGGUAUCACUGCAAGUGAUACCAGCCUGCUCGCAGAAUCUGUGUUCCCUUUGAUUUAAUGAUUUCCA